CAAUUAGCAGAACAGACAAAGAAAACUGAUAACCUAGCCAAAGAUAAAACAGCAUUAGAAAAAGAUUUAAAACAGACCCAGAAUAAUUUGGCCGCUGAAAGAACUCAACACGGAGAAACACAAACCCAAUUAAAAAACAAGACAGUAGAAUUAGGGAAUGUAGAGCGAGAAAUGAAAAAAAUAGAGUUAGUAGCAAAAGCGUUUAUAGAGAAUUUCAAGUCCUUAAAAGCCCAAAAUAGAAAUCUAAAAAUUGAAGCUGUCGAAUGGGAGGAAAAAUUGAAAGAAGCAAAAGAAAGUUUAGAGCAAAAGUUAGACCAGGCCAAAAACCAAACCAACGAACGACAAAAUGAGCUCAAUGAAAAUGUAAAAACUCUGGAAUAUCUGCUGGAAUUAGGGGAACAAGAUAAGGAGAAAAUUCAAAAUCAAGUGCGAACAUUGAAAGACCAAAUUGCCGACACGAAAGUAGAGGAAUGGAGAAAAAGAGCGGCUGAAUUAAAGGCUUCUCUGAAUGACCGCCCGACCGAGGAUGAUUUAGCCAUUUUCCAAGAAAAAUAUCAGAAAAUUGUUGCCGAAUUAGCAUUAGUCAAUAAAGAAUUGCAGGAAGCCAAAGAUAAUAAUUUUGCGGCCACAGAGGAAAACAAAGAAUUAACCAAAAAACUCACCCGGCAGGAAAAAUUAAAUAAAAGGCAAGACGCAACCAUAGCGGAAUUGAAAGGUAAAUUAACGGAGGUUAAAGAGGAAUUAGAUAAGUCCAAGCAGGAGAUUACCAAAUUAAAAAUAUUACAAACCGCCAAAGAUGCUUCGGUCCAUGACCAUCAGCAAAUUAUUCAAGGGUUAAAAAGUAAAUUGGUCGAAUCGAAACACGAAGCGUUAAUUUCCCAGCGAGAGGCAAAAAAGAAAUCGACAAAGGCCGAAAAUGAAUUAGCAGCAUUGAAACGAAAAUUAGAGCGGGAAAAAGAAAAUCACCAGGAAACCGCAAAUAAAUUAAACGAAAGAACCCAGAAUAGCAACAAUUUACAAAAGCAGAUUUUUGAAUUAGAAAGCAAAUGUCAAAAAUUACAAAUAGCGGUUAAAAAGAACACAAAAGAUAAAAAAGAGUUGACUAAUCAACUCCGCGAGGCCAGAAGCGAAAAUAGCGACUACUCCGAACAAAUUACUUAUUUGAAAGAGCAGAUUGAUAAUUUGGAAUAUGGUUUACGAGUGUCAAAUAAGGAAAAUGAAGAUUUAAAAGGUCAAUUAGUAAUUGUCAAUCAAGAAAAAAACAAUUUACAGCAGAUUAUUGACCGCGCUCAAAACCGACUGGGAGAGCCAGACUUAAACAAUUUGCCAAAUAUGCCACAAGGCAGGACAUUAAGGCAAUUGAUUGCUGAUUUUAAUGCUAGCCAAAUUAACUUACAAAAUGAAACAGCCAGAGCGGACGCAGAAAAAUUACGAGCCGAUACUUAUGAAAAUGAUUUGCGAGCAGAAUUUAAUAUUACUAAUCGAUUACAAAAGAAAUUAGCCAGACAGGAGAAAGAUAUUUUAGAGAAAAUUAAUGAUUCAUUAGAAUUAGGAAUAGAAGUUGAAGAAUUAACCAUUCAAAAAAUAAUUAGCCGAAUUGAGGAAUUAAUUAGAGGCCCAAAAACAACUAAUCAACAAUUACAAAAAGAAUUAGACCAGGCUCAAAAAGUUAUUAGAUUAUUACAAAAAGACAAGAAAGACAUUGAUUUCUUGGCUAUUCAACAGGCCGAAUAUCAAAAAAUACUUGCUUGGGCGAAAGGUGAAACGAAUGAAACUUGUGUGCGAUUAGGCAUUAAUAUUCCGUUUGCUAUAAGAGAGAAAAUUAACCGGGCAACUACUUUGGUUGCCGUGGCCCGAGAAAGAAAUAAUUUAAUCCAAGCCAAAUUAGGAGAGAACAAUACCGAAUUAAAAAAAAUAAUUCGUCAAAAAGAAAAUUUGAUCCAAGAACAAAUCCAAGAAAGAUGA
Molecule: messenger RNA, 1965 nt
Organism: Racocetra persica
Lineage: Eukaryota; Fungi; Glomeromycota; Glomeromycetes; Diversisporales; Gigasporaceae
Source: the annotation of a GenBank genome assembly